ACGUCACUACGUGAGUCCGCCAUUGUGGCUCCAAAGAAGCAUUUGGCGCCGAAUCCCGACAUCGUCAACUCCAACUAUCUUGAAUUGAGCUGAAAAGACCCUGCGUUGUGUCGGCAAACAUUACAGACCUUUGCGCCAAAAUGAGUGAUUCUGAAGCGGGUGGAGGCCUGAUCCAGGAGCCGCUGAAGAACAAACUAAGAAGGCUGCAACAAGGAAAGUGCACCGUGGAAGACGACAUCAAUGCCAAUAAUACGAUCUUCGAGUCCCUGCUGAAGGAGUUGGACACAUUGCAAACACAAUCUUUCCAACUAGAAAUAACUCAUCAAGAAAAACAAGAGUUGUGCCAGAAGCUGCAGUUCCAGUGCAAAGAAUCUGAGCAGGAGUCUGUCAGACUUGCCGAGGAGAUCAAGAAACGUGAAGAGCUUCUAGCACAGCUCAGAUGUGAAAUCCAGGAUCUCAAGCUCAAGCAGCGGAAGCAACGGAUGGAGUUUGAGAAUCAUCUUCAUCAGCUGAUGGAGCAGCACAAGAAGCUGUACUUUGUCAUUAAAGAAUCGCAGCCCAAAGAGUGAGUGCACAGGUGUGCUGUACGUACGCUACAAUUCUUUACACACACACACUGCUUACUACCGUUCUUCUUCCGCCAAGACUCUUGAGUCAUGCUCCGUCAUCCUUGCUCAUUUAUUGAACAAUAAUGCCUUGCUUUUCCUCGUUCGACAGCUUUUGUGUUGAUGACAUUUGUGAAAGCGUAGUAACGUAACUAUUAAUAUUGUCCUUGUUUGAGUUGUCAACUACUAAGAGUACGGUCAAAUGUUUUAAUAAAGUACCAAGUGUGUUUACUUGAAGCACA
Entelurus aequoreus (snake pipefish) is the source of this 847-nucleotide messenger RNA. Its product is annotated as synaptonemal complex central element protein 1-like. Gene Ontology annotation, cellular component: synaptonemal complex. Gene Ontology annotation, biological process: synaptonemal complex assembly. The coding region runs from base 141 to 569 and encodes 142 amino acids. Lineage: Eukaryota; Metazoa; Chordata; Actinopteri; Syngnathiformes; Syngnathidae. The transcript is spliced from 8 exons. The record is from RefSeq and is a predicted model, not a curated record.